This is a messenger RNA of Ostrea edulis (European flat oyster), 3481 nucleotides long. Its product is annotated as TSC22 domain family protein 1-like. Gene Ontology annotation, biological process: regulation of transcription by RNA polymerase II. NCBI's taxonomy places the organism in Eukaryota, Metazoa, Mollusca, Bivalvia, Ostreida, Ostreidae. The record is from RefSeq and is a predicted model, not a curated record. The transcript has 4 exons. Bases 231 to 2051 code for a protein of 606 amino acids.
UUCCCAUCAUUCGUAGCUGCUCAUGUCCGCCGCCGUUGUAGAAGGUGAGGUGUAGACAUACGAUAGAACUUGUUUUGUGUGGUAACAAUCGAGGAAUUCCAUAUGUGGCCUGAAAUUAUAGUAUUUGAGUACUUGAGCAAUGGGGAAAUUAUAUCGAAAACUGUGUCUCUCAUGGGGUCCUCUAUUUAAAGAGAAAGAAGUGUUUUUCGCACGGGUUUGAAGUCUCAAAAAUGGCAUCGAACUCUGAUAAAAUGGCCGUAACAGUGGAUAAUCAUACGAAUUCUCCUGUAAAUGAACAAAAUAGUCGGGACGAGAGUGAUAAUAAAGUAAUGGUAGGUGCCAAUAAACAUGGAUGCGAGGGUGUACACAAAAAGAAGACAUUUAAAAUCACAAGUAUCACGAAGAAUCGUGGUGGGAGUAGCGAGGCUCCGAUCGGGGAACUGGAUGGGGACUCUCUAGAGGAUUUGGAUGAGACGGUGGAGAGCCACACAGAGGAUGCUAGCUCUGAGAUUCUUGAUGGCUCAAAGUAUGAAGAUGUGGGGGAACAAAGUCCUCUUGAGGAUAACACGUUUGCAACAGAGGUCCCUGCAACAGAGGUUCCCACAACAGAUACUGAAUCUGAUCCGGGUAAAGAGGUGAAGGAUAAAGGCGACCAACAAACUGUGACACGGUUCAAAGUUGUCAAAGUGGAAACAAAGGAACCUUUCCGCCGAGGCCGAUGGACAUGCAGAGACUCUCUGGAUACACCAGCAGUACCGGAGGGCAGUGACACAAAAGUUGGUAACAAAGACCGAGAGAAAACAAACUCAGGUAAUUCAAGUGCCUGCAGUUCAAUACACUAUGAUUAUGGUCAAGAUGAUCCUUCUAAAAAUCCUCUACAUGCUGGAAAUACUUUAAAUCAAGUGACAGAUCAGUUAAAUGAAGUUGUAAAAAAUCAAGCACCUGGACUUGUUUUGAACCAGAACGUUCACAUGACACAGACUGGUCAGUUAGUUUGGAGUGAUGGGACACAGAUGCCACAAUCAUCGAUGAACAUUGCUGCUUCAUAUGGAAUGCAUCCAAAUCCCUCCAAUCAAAACUUGAAUCAGAUUUCUAAACUUUUAUAUGGUGUUCCUCCACCAAUUGGUGACCAGGCAACGCUUCAGUCCUACAUAAAUGCUUUAAAUUCCGUAAGUGGAUCUGGAGCCCCCAGCUUCCCUCCCAAUCACCCUACUGCGAGUGUCAGUCCAAGUCCAGGUGUCGUGGGUAGUCAGAGUCAAAGUCAGCAACAAUCUGUGUCAGUUCAAGCCAUACCGAAUGGACCCCUUGGUCUUGGCUCACAACAACAGCAUGUUUCAAAUGCACCCGAGAUAAGUGCAUUGCCGAGUGGCUCUCUUCCUAUGAGCAUUAAUGUUUCUGCAAGUAAUAAUGACUUGGAAUAUACUCAGUCACACUCUUUGACAAUUGAGAAAGGAAGGCAACCACCAACAAACUUACAAACAAAAACCCCCUUGAAUUUGACUAAUGAUGGCUACAGUGUUCCUCAACCUGGUAGCAUUCGCUCUCCGGUGGAUUAUCAUGAUAAAACAGAAACUUCAAACAUACCCAGUAACUUAGCACUUAAUCUGUUAGCUAGUCAAACCAAUACUGAACAAGUCAUUAAUAAAAACAUAUCAGACAAGCUUCCUCAAGACUCCAAGAGUUUGAUGGAGCCAGGGGAGUCGGGAAACACCUCCCUAACUCCGAUCCUGACCGAGUCCGCUGUGGCUGAAGCUGUGGGGAGCAUAGCAAGUCCAACUAAAGAAGACACAGAGAGAUUGAAGAAAAUUCGUGGUUCAAGUACAGUGGCCAUUGAUAACAAGAUUGAGCAAGCUAUGGAUUUGGUAAAGAGCCAUUUGAUGUACGCUGUCAGAGAGGAAGUGGAAGUUCUGAAAGAACAAAUCAAAGAACUGAUUGAGAAAAACUCGCAACUAGAGCAUGAGAACAACAUCCUAAAGGCUGCAGCAAGUCCAGAAACGCUGGCCCUGCUCAACCAGCCCCGCCAAUCCCAGCCCCCACCCUCAUCGUCAUGACAACCUCCUCCCACAGGGUCUGAGAUGACCCAGUCUAUUCAAAGCUUUGAGUGCCCUGGUAUCACCAGAGAGUCACCAAAAGAAUAGGAGGAGCCACCGAUUCAGUGAGAGGCUAGCUGACAACAAAGUAUGACGUACUUGACGCGUGUGUUGGUUAAGUUGAGGCAGUGCGUGGCUUGUCUCUGAACGAGGGGGGCGAUUUCUGAACCUUGGAUUCAGAUUGUGUUGCGGGUUAUGUUGGAAUUCGUAGACAUACUCAUAUUAUGAUACCGGUACACAGAUGUAAAUGUGUAAACAUAUUAAGAUAUGUCAAGACUUUGUAUAUUGACACUAAAACACUGAAAAGGGUACUCUUAUUCCAAAUCAUCAUCUGCCAUUCCUAGUUUUAUAAUGUGUUGCUCUAAACGAAAGAAAUACUUUAAUUGUUGAUCAUUGUAACAAAAUUCAUGUUUUGUGUGUAUUGAUUUUGUGCUCACAGAAGUUCCAUUUUUUAAAAUUGAAUUUUAAGAAAGGAAACAUUUUAGAAAAGAAUCAAGAUAUUUUUGUGCCAUGUAAAAUGAAGACCUCCCUAUUCAAUCUGUUGGCUUCAUUUGGAUUCCACUGGUGCUUGGUUGUUUUUCUUUUUUUAAGAAAGAUAUGUUUUAAUGAGCAUUAAAAGCAAAUGAUAAUGGCCAGUAUUUGCAGAAUGUAGAUUUGUGAAAUUAAAUCCUAAAUUUGUCUGAAACAAAAUGUGAAGAGAAUUUUCAUGGCAAAUGAUUUUUUUUUUUUCCCUCAGUGUAAGUGAUUCUGAAGUGAGAUUAUGACUGUACAUAUCUCGCCAAAUCUGUAAAUACUGUAGAAAUUAUAAAUUUUCUGUAUUAAGUACAAAAAGUAUAUUUUCAACUGUUGAAUCGUUAUAUAUAUAUAUAGUAUAUAUACAUUUGAAAUUUGCUUUGCCAUUUCCAGCCUGUUUCCCCCUGUUUUCUCUCUCAGUAAAAACUUACUUAUAUUGUUCUUUUUUCACUAGUCACAGGAAAUAGUGAACUUUAAAGAAAAUCAGAUAUUUCAAAAAAAUUCAUGAUUGAAGACAGACUUAAUACGAUCCAAAUCAGAUACUUGAUAAAUGCAUCAAGAGAAUUUUAACCAUAUUGGGAGACAGAGGCAAAAAGACCAGGUCAUGGCUUUUUACUAACUGAUUUUAUAAAUCAUUGUUUCUGUUAAUUCUAGUUUUAACAACACAAACUUGUAAAAUGGACUGUGUGUGUCCCUUGAAAAGAAAAGAUCAGCAAAACUUGUUUGCUACAGAAGUGGAAGCGAUGAGUAGAUGAGACAGAUACAUCUACUGUUGUUUGUGUGUUAUGACUAGCAUUAUUUAUGAAAUUAUAUGAAAUAAAAAAUUAAAUGUGAUAUGCUUGGAAACAAAUCUAUAUUAAAAUUUGCAUACAUGAAAA